AUGCGCAUCGAUAUUCUAGGAACGGCUGCAUCAGCAGCUCUCUUGGGCCUCAUCAUAGUACCAGUACAGGCUCUGAGCCCAUGUCCCCUCUUUGGACCAUAUCUACCCAUUCCAACAGCGCUGAGUGAUGAUAUUUCCAUCAGAGAUGCCCUGUCAGAGAUUCUGCAACUUGUACCAAGCCUCGAGAUCGACCUUCAGAACACCUCUUUCUCCAUCGACAUCUAUCCAGCGGCUGACAAACAACCCCUUUUCAGCUACCAUCACUCAGCUCCAACCCUACAAAACCAUAGACACGGCGUCAAAGCUGUCAAUGACACGACAGUGUAUCGCAUAGGCAGCAUUUCCAAACUGCUCACAGCUUAUGUCUACCUACUAGAGGUCGGGGAUGUGUCUUUUAACCAGCCCGUCACGCGUUACGUGCCUGAACUAGCAGAGUUUUCUGCCAAUCUCCGGGACUCUAGUAAUGAGCCAGCCUCUGCUCUCCAAUAUGUGGACUGGGACGCCAUAACUAUCGGCGCGCUUGCAUCGCACAUGGCUGGCAUACCACGAGACUUUCCGAGCCCUGCUUCGGCGGACCGCCAACUACAACGGUUGGGACUUCCGCCAGUCCGGGCAGUAGAUUUCGCCUACUGUGGGAAAAGGGUCUUGUAUCCCUGCAACCGCACCGCCUUCUUUGACGCCAUACGGACCCGUCACCCAGUCGAAGCGGCCUUUUCAACACCUAUAUACUCCAACAUUGGCUACCAAGUCAUGGCUUAUGCGCUUGAGAAUAUAACUGGAACAGCGUAUCCUGAUGUUCUAUCACGUCAACUUAUCCUCCCUCUCGGCUUAAAUUCCACGAGCUAUACUAAGCCAGCCAACACCAAUUCGUCUAUCAUACCAGAUAGCCCUAGCAGGUCUUGGUAUGAUGUCGAUACCCGCGAUGCAGGACCAGCCGGUGGAAUUUAUUCGUCGAUCGCGGACCUUCGCAGGAUAGGGCAGUCAAUCUUGACGUAUGAGAUGUUGUCGCCCUCCCAAACCCGACGAUGGAUGAAGCCCCUUAGUUUUACUGCCGAUCCACAGGUUGCAGUCGGUGCGCCAUGGGAGAUUGCUCGCGUUCCUUCCACCAUCAACAGAGCCAACUGGAUGUAUACCAAGGGUGGCCAGUUGGGGAUGUACAGUAGUCUGAUGGCUUUGCUACCUGAUUGGGGCGUCGGAUUUACUGUUCUUGCCGCGGGAGCCGACGCUCCGGGAGUUGUGAGCAAGAUUCCAGCUGCGAUUGUUUCGAAGCUAGUUCCUGCUUUGGAGAAGGCUGCUAAGCGACAAGCAAGGCAAAGUUACAGUGGCCACUACGGAGACGCAAGAAAUGGCAUGACUAUAACUGUGCAGGACAGUCUACCAGGACUGGGCGUUGCCUCUUGGUAUGUCGAUGGCCGUGACAUGUUUGACCCGAUCCGCCUGAUAGUCUCAGGGUCGUCGACAGGGUCAGGAAACGUCAGCAUGAGAUUGUACCCGACGGGGCUGAACACGCAAGCAGACGGAAAGACUAAGCUCCAGAGUUGGCGGGCAGUCUACGAAAUCAUUGACGCCACCUCGCCGUCCAGUUCUUACUGUGCUAGCUGGUUUAGCGUUGAUUCAGUCACUUACGGAGGGGUGUCUGUCGACGAGUUUGUCAUCGAUAUUUCAGCGGACGGCACUUCUCAGGGUAUCACCAUAAGCGCCUUUGACACCCGGCUUGAAAGGGUACGGCGUUGA
Molecule: messenger RNA, 1734 nt
Organism: Fusarium fujikuroi IMI 58289
Lineage: Eukaryota; Fungi; Ascomycota; Sordariomycetes; Hypocreales; Nectriaceae
Exons: 2
Coding region: 1-1734 (577 amino acids)
Source: RefSeq, a predicted model, not a curated record